Dama dama (fallow deer) is the source of this 1473-nucleotide messenger RNA. Its product is annotated as BOLA class I histocompatibility antigen, alpha chain BL3-7-like. Gene Ontology annotation, cellular component: external side of plasma membrane. The transcript has 8 exons. Bases 84 to 1169 code for a protein of 361 amino acids. Gene Ontology annotation, biological process: antigen processing and presentation of endogenous peptide antigen via MHC class I via ER pathway, TAP-independent; antigen processing and presentation of endogenous peptide antigen via MHC class Ib; positive regulation of T cell mediated cytotoxicity. Gene Ontology annotation, molecular function: peptide antigen binding; signaling receptor binding. Lineage: Eukaryota; Metazoa; Chordata; Mammalia; Artiodactyla; Cervidae. The record is from RefSeq and is a predicted model, not a curated record.
GAAAAACCAAUCAGCGUCUCCGCGGAUCCCGGUUAUAAAGUCUCCACCGACUCGCCCAGACUGCUUCUUCUCGGACCCAGAGGAUGCGAGUCAUGGGGCCGCGAACAUUUCUCCUGCUCCUUUCGGGGAUCCUGGUCCUGACCGAGACCCGGGCUGGCUCCCACUCCCUGAGGUAUUUCUACACCGCCGUGUCCCGGCCCGGCCUCGGGGAGCCCCGCUUCAUCAUCGUCGGCUACGUGGACGACACGCAUUUCGUGCGGUUCGACAGCGACGCCCCGAAUCCGAGGAUGGAGCCGCGGGCGCGGUGGGUGGAGCAGGAGGGGCCCGAGUAUUGGGAUCGGAACACGCGCAGAGCCAAGGACGCCGCACAGAGUUUCCGAGUGAACCUGAACACCCUGCGCGGCUACUACAACCAGAGCGAGGCCGGGUCUCACACCCUCCAGUGGAUGGUCGGCUGCGACGUGGGGUCGGACGGGCGCCUCCUCCGCGGGUUCUCGCAGGACGCCUACGACGGCAGAGAUUACCUCGCCCUGAACGAGGACCUGCGCUCCUGGACCGCGGCGGACACGGCGGCUCAGAUCUCCAAGCGCAAGUUUGAGCAAGGAGGUCAGGCGGAUCACGACAGGAACUACCUGGAGGGCGAGUGCGUGGAGUCGCUCCACAGAUACCUGGAGAACGGGAAGGACACGCUGCUGCGCGCAGACCCUCCAAAGGCGCAUGUGACCCGUCACCCCAUCUCUGACCGUGAGGUCACCCUGAGGUGCUGGGCCCUGGGCUUCUACCCUGAGGAGAUCUCACUGACCUGGCAGCGCAAUGGGGAGGACCAGACCCAGGACAUGGAGCUUGUGGAGACCAGGCCUUCAGGAGACAGGACCUUCCAGAAGUGGGCGGCCCUGGUGGUGCCUUCUGGAGAGGAGCAGAGAUACACAUGCCGUGUGCAGCACGAGGGGCUUCAGGAGCCCCUCACCCUGAGAUGGGAACCUCCUCAGACCUCCUUCCUCACCGUGGGCAUCAUUGUUGGCCUGGUUGUCCUCUUGGUGGCUGUGGUGGCUGGAGCUGUGAUCUGGAGGAAAAAGCGCUCAGGUGAAAAAGGACGGAUCUACACCCAGGCUGCAAGCAAUGACAGUGCCCAGGGCUCUGAUGUGUCUCUCACGAUUCCUAAAGUGUGAGACAGCUGCCUUGUGGGGACUGAGUGAUGCUCGGUCCCAAUUUGUGACAUCAGAUCCCAGAACCCCUCUUUCUGCAACUGCAUCUGAGUGUGUCUGUGCUCCUAUUAGCAUAACGUGAGGAGGUGGGGAGACUGGCCAACCCUGCCCACCACGGCCUCUCCCCACCCUGACCUGUGUUCUCCUCCCUCAUCCACUGUCCUGUUCCAGCAGAGACGGGGCUGGGCCGUUCAAUCCGUGUCUGCUUCAUAUGCACUGAGUAAUGAUCUCAUAUUUCCUUACUGAAAAUAAAAUCUGUAUAUAUGAA